AGGACGGAAAAAUCCGAAGGGCAUAGAGGCGCGUCUCAGCAGUCAGCCCUAAACCCUCGUCCUAAAACCCUUUCGUAUCAAAGUCUAAAAGACAGCUCUAUAGAUUCAAACAUCCUUCGCAACUAUGGCUCGUUUCCGGAAUAAUAAGAAGAAGGGAUUUGUUAAGCCGGUAGGGAAGAAGCAGCCGGGUGUUGAUCAUGUCACCGGAGAGAAGAUUCCUCACAGCAUUGUUUUUUCAAGGGGGAAGUUACCGGGUUCUCUUAAGCAACUGCAGAUGGACUUAAGAAAGUUAAUGCUUCCCUAUACUGCCGUCAAUCUCAAGGAGAAGAGGCGAAAUAAUCUCAAAGACUUCUUGAAUAUUGCAGGGCCUUUGGGAGUAACACAUUUUCUAAUGUUAUCAAAAACUGAAACUGCACCGUACCUGAAGGUUGCCAGGACUCCUCAAGGCCCAACACUGACAUUCAAAAUACAUGAGUACUCAUUGGCUGUUGAUGUUGCACAAUCUCAAUUGCGUCCUAGAUGUCCUCAAGAUCUUUUCAAGAAUUCUCCUUUGAUUGUCCUUUCUGGUUUUGGGAGUGGAGAGCAACAUCUAAAGCUCACAACUGUUAUGUUUCAGAACAUUUUUCCAGCCAUUGACGUUAACACUGUGAAGCUUUCUUCCUGCCAAAGAAUUGUGUUGCUUAAUUACAAUAAAGACACAAAGCUUAUUGAUUUUCGGCAUUAUUCCAUUAGAUUACAACCUGUUGGUGUCUCCAAGAGAGUUAGAAAAUUUGUGCAGAACCAUCAAGUUCCUGAUCUAAAGAAUCUGCAGGAUGUCAGUGACUUUAUUACAAAGGCUGGCUAUGGAUCAGAAAGUGAAGUAGACGAUGAAGCAGCAACAGUUACUCUUGCUUCUGAUCUUGGUAGGAUUAACAAGGCUUCUUCAAAAAGUGCUGUGAAGCUUCAAGAGAUUGGACCUAGGAUGACACUUCAGCUCAUCAAAAUUGAGGAAGGAUUGUGUUCUGGUGGAGUUAUCUUCAAUGCAUAUGGAAAUGAAGCUGAGAAGAAAAAGGAAGUAAAAGAGGAAGAAGAUAAAAUAAAUGAGGAAAAUGCUGAGGAAGAUUAGUUCCCAAUGCCACUUUUAUGAUGAUGCAAGAACUAGGCUUCUGUCAGUAUUCCAAGACGAAUCGCCUUCGGACAUGGGGUUGUUCUUUCUUCCCCUUCUAUUCUUCUUACUCUUCCUACAUCCCAAUCCCAAUUUUGUUUUUGUUUUGUGUCAGAUAAUCAAAUUUAAAUUUGGCUUCAGAGAAAGUGUUGUUGAGCUUGAGCUGUUAAUUAUUUAUGAUUAGUGGAAACGGGUUCACUUGCAAAUGUGCAAAGAAAUGGAUUAGAAUUGUUCGUAUUUA
This is a messenger RNA of Vitis riparia (riverbank grape), 1385 nucleotides long. RefSeq names its product peter Pan-like protein. The transcript is spliced from 7 exons. Gene Ontology annotation, biological process: ribosomal large subunit assembly; rRNA processing. The coding region runs from base 125 to 1105 and encodes 326 amino acids. The record is from RefSeq and is a predicted model, not a curated record. Gene Ontology annotation, cellular component: preribosome, large subunit precursor. Gene Ontology annotation, molecular function: rRNA binding. Lineage: Eukaryota; Viridiplantae; Streptophyta; Magnoliopsida; Vitales; Vitaceae.